AUGGAGGACGUCGAUUUCAACGAGCUCAAGGAGCAAGACAGGCAGUUAAAGCGAACUAUCAAUGGAGUGGCCAGGUUUGUCGAAACUUUUUCGAUGGAACGGCAUGAGAAUCAAAUCGACGUUCGACUAGAGUUGUUGGAAGAUGCCAUGAGGAGAUUCCACGUCGUUCAGCGAAAAAUCAAGGUGAUUUUGGACGAAGAAGACCUCGAAUUAAAGCCUGAAUCAAAGGAAACUGACGGACAGCGCGAUAAACGAGUGAAAUCCAAAAUUGCCAAGCGUGAGGCAGAUUUUGACGAAGCUGCGUCCCAGGUCGAAGAAGUUUACUGCGCAGCGAAAUCUUCCCUGCUAGCUUUCAAAUGUAAGAAACCAGUGUCAGUUGAAUCGUCAGAAACAUCUACAAGUUCGGUUAUGUCUCGCGUAAAACUUCCUGAAAUCCAGCUGCCCCAUUUCAGUGGAAGAAUUCGAGACUGGGUCACAUUCCGCGACAUGUUCCAGAGCCUGAUCCAUAACAACGACCAGCUUUCCCCAAUCGACAAAUUCACAUACUUGAGGUCAUCGGUGACGGACGAAGCACUCCAAGAAAUCAGCUCAAUUGAACUCACGGCAGCAAACUACCAGGUGGCAUGGAACGUUUUGGAAAAGCGCUAUGAAAACAAAAAGCUCAUCGUUAAAGCACAUCUGGACGCGCUUUUUGCGAUCGAGCCAAUACGCCGAGAGCACAGUGAGUCGCUGAAUCGCCUCAUCAGUGACUUCGACAAAAACUUACAGAUGCUGGACAAGAUUGGGGAAAAAACGGAAAGCUGGUCAACAUUAUUAGCUCACAUGGUCAGCAUGAGAUUGGAUCCAGUAACUCUUCGGCAGUGGGAAACGCAUCACAACUCAAAGGAAGUGCCCACCUACGCCAACUUGAUGAACUUCCUUCGAGACCAGUGCUUGGUUCUCCAAUCCCUCGUUGCCAACAAUCCUUCUGAGCCACACUAUCACCGGUUAAGAGGCUCGCCUGAGACAGAGUAUCGACGCUUCAGGAACACAACAACACAUCUCACCUCGCAGCCACCUGAACGUUGCGUCUUUUGUGGACAACGCCAUAACAACAUCUUCCAGUGUUCGAAUAUGAAGGAUUGGUCAGUUCCACAAAGAAUUUCCGAAGUACAAAAACGUCGCUUGUGUUUGAAUUGUUUAAGACCCGAUCAUUUUGCCAUAAAUUGCACCAGAGGAAAAUGCAAAAUAUGUUCUUUUAAUCAUCACACACUUCUCCAUGUCGAAUCCUCUCGUAAUUUCGCUCGGCCGACCUCACCAAAUUACUCCUCCUCCGUUUCACCAUCGCGCAAUAGACCCGAUUCUGCCAAUCAGCGUGAAUCAAACCAUUGGAGGCAAAGCCCACGUCCACAGCGUACACACAAUCAAACAAGUCGACCAUCUACUAAUUCGUACCCAGUCAUUCAAGCACCCAACCCACAAGUCAACCCACAACACACCACAGACAAUCUUUCGCACACUUUUGAAAUCAGUCAGAAAUCCAAUGGAAGCUUGAGUCAGCAAGUUUUGUUGUCGACAGCAGUUGUUCGCGUCGAAGAUCGGUAUGGGAAUCACACGUUUGCAAGAACUUUACUUGAUUCGUGUUCAGAGUUCUGCUACGUCACGAGUAGCUUUGCACAGAAACUCAAUCUCCACGAGUCCUCAGAGACUCUGAAAGUACAGGGAAUAGGCAAUGUCUCGGUCACUUCAAGAAGAGCUGUAGAAGCAAAAAUUCAGCCACGUUUGUCCACCAUCUCAAGCUUCUGCGAAAUCAUUCGGUUCCAUGUUCUGCCCAAUAUAACUCAAACGUUGCCAAUCAAACCAGUGCCAAUCCAACUCCAAAAUUCAUUGCCGAAUGUUGUGUUAGCCGAUCCAGAUUUCUGGAAACCGGGAUCUAUAGACAUGAUUAUUGGAGCAGAGUAUUUUUUUGAGCUGCUUAAGCAAGGAUGUCAGAGGUUUGUUGACAAUGGUCCAAGUUUGCAGAAUUCGGUAUUCGGAUGGAUUGUGUCUGGAAAAAUGUCGGUACACCAGUCGGAAAAUGUGUCAGAAAAUCAGUCAGAUAUGCAGUCGGUUAAUUAUACCUCAAACAAUUCUCACAGGACAGCCACCUUUGUAAGUUCUUCAGCCCACCUCGAAGACUUAAUCUCAAAGUUCUGGGAGUUAGAAUCUUGUCACAACAAAAGCACAUAUUCUAUUGAGGAAUCAGCAUGUGAAGAGCACUUUAAAAGUACCACACGUCGUGAUUCAGACGGAAAGUUUUUAGUUACUCUGCCUAAGAAGCCUGGUGUAAUCCAACAACUCGGUGACUCACGAAAUUCAGCGAUGAGACGUUUCAUUGGUCUCGAAAAGCGCUUUAAUGCAAAUCCCGAGUUGAAAGCCAUGUAUGUCGAGUUCAUUCAUGAGUACAUGUUAAUGGGUCAUAUGCGAGAAGUGACAGAACAAAAAGGUCAGAACGAAUCGAGUCAGAAUUUUAAUUGUCAGAUUAGUCAGAAGUCAGAAAGCGUUGUUUAUUAUCUGCCGCAUCAUGCCGUGCUCAAACCGGACAGCACAACCACAAAACUACGCGUAGUUUUCGAUGCAUCGUGUCGCACCUCAACCGGCGUUUCGUUAAACGACGGAUUGAUGGUGGGCCCAGUUGUUCAGAACGAUUUAAUGUCCAUCAUCCUACGCUUCCGUCUGCAUCGAUAUGCUAUCAGCGCAGACGUUGAGAAAAUGUACAGGAUGGUUCGCGUGCAGAUUCCAGAUCAGCAUUUACAACGUAUUUUAUGGAGAGAUUCACCCAAUGACCCAAUCAAAACAUAUGAGCUAACCACAGUUACUUACGGUACUGCAAGUGCUCCCUACUUGGCAACCAGAUGCUUAAAAAUGCUCGGAGAGGAGAAUGUUGUAACACAUCCCAUCGGAUCGAGAGUGAUACUCGAAGAUUUUUACGUCGAUGACUGCCUCACAGGCGCCGACACGCUUGAGGAGGCGAAAGCAAUUAUCAAUGAGACAACUUUUCUCACCGAUUCGGCAGGAUUUAACCUAAGAAAGUUCAAUUCGAAUUCCUCCAAGAUUUUAUCGAAGCUUCCUAAUCACAUGCUUGAUAAACGGCAAACAUUUGAACUCGACAGCUCCAGCAGCACGGUUAAAACACUCGGCAUGAAGUGGGAUACGUCAGAAGACGAGUUUUGUUUCAGUUUUCCUCAGAUGAGGAAGUCAGAAUCAGCGAUAACGAAGCGAAUUGUGCACUCAGACGCAGCUUGCUUGUUCGAUCCACUCGGUUUAGUUGGCCCCGUUGUUGUUCAGGCAAAAAUCUUCAUUCAACAACUGUGGCGCCUGAAGAAAGAUUGGGAUGAGCCUCUGGAUGAGAGCGUUCAAAAGUUUUGGAUCGAGUACAAGCAGAAUUUGUUGGUUUUAGCGUAUAUCUCAGUUCCUCGUUGGAUCGGAUUUAGUCCAACUCUUGAGUCAGUUCAGUUGCACGGUUUUUGCGACGCAUCAGAACAAGCCUAUGGUGCAUGCCUAUACUUGCGCUGCGUCAAAACAGAUGGUUCGAUCACGGUACGGUUAAUCACCUCGAAGUCUAGAGUGGCGCCUCUAGAAAACUUGAAGCAGUCGAAAAGAAAAACCUCUAUACCACGUCUGGAACUAUCAUCUGCAUUGGUCCUCAGUCAUUUAUACGAAAGGUUCACUCAAGUCCACCCAAACAUCGUCGAGACCUACUUUUGGACAGAUUCAAUGAUUGUCAGGCACUGGCUUGCUUCUCCACCAUCACGAUGGCAGAUGUUCGUCGCAAACCGAGUGUCAGAAAUUCAGCACAUCACUAAGAACGGAAAAUGGAAUCAUGUAGCCGGAAUCGAAAAUCCCGCAGACCUGAUUUCACGCGGUGCGUCUCCUGAGCAGUUGAUUAAACAGAGUUUAUGGUUUGACGGUCCCACCUGGUUAUCACAAGAGCAGCAGUUAUGGCCCACAGAAAACGACGAAAGCUCCACAGAAAUCGAUGCAUCCUUGUUAGAAGAGAAACCUAGUACUGCUCUUGUGACUCACGAAGCUCCAACAAACGAAAUUUUCGAACUACAUCAUUCCUUCAUCAGUCUCACCAGAAUUGUUGCUCUGUUCAAACGAUUUCGGCACAACGCUCAGAAGGUGAACAGGAAUAACCAUAUAGUCGGAAACCUCAGUCAGGCAGAAUUAUCAGAAGCAACGCUCACACUCGUCCGCUUAUCUCAGGCUGAAAGCUUUGCAGCUGAGUUAAGUGAUCUCAAGAAACACGGAGAGGUCAAAUCGUCGUCGCGGAUUGCAGGCUUGGGUCCAUAUUUACACGAAGGGGCAAUACGGGCAAGAGGACGACUAAGGCAUGCGCACAUUUCAGCCUCUCGCAAGCAUCCAUGGAUUCUCGAUCAUCGCCACCCGUUAACAGUCUCUAUCGUCAGAGAUUUCCACCUGAGACAGUUUCACGCUGGACAACAGCUUCUAAUUUCAAGCGUAAGAGAGCAAUUUUGGCCUACAAACAUGGCAAGUUUAGCUCGUACCGUUAUUCACUCCUGCGUUCCAUGUUUUAAAGCCAAACCUAAGGUCGUUGAACAAAUCAUGGGCGACCUUCCGGCAGUCAGAGUCACCGAAGCUUUUCCAUUCAGUCGAGUUGGAGUCGAUUACUGUGGUCCCUUUUGUGUCAGUUACCCGAAUCGCCGAGCAAGCCCUGUUAAAUGUUACGUUGCCGUAUUUGUCUGCCUAGUCACUAAGGCAGUGCAUCUAGAACUUGUCAUGGACCUCACAUCGCAAGCUUUUAUAGGCGCUUUUCGAAGAUUUGUUGGCAGAAGGUCGAAACCAGAGCUUGUCAUGUGUGACAAUGCCACAACGUUCGUUGGAGCUAGUCGAGAGCUCAAAGAAUUGGCCAAAAUGUUUCACUCCAAACAAUUUCAAGAGUCAAUAGUCAGAGAUGCGUCAGAUCAAGGAAUCGAAUUCAAGUUUAUUCCGCCACGUACGCCCAACUUUGGAGGCCUAUGGGAGGCUCAAGUUAAAUCGUUCAAAACCCACUUCAAAAAAUCGGUUGGCUUGCGUACGUUGAACGUUGAUGAAAUGAUUACAUCAUUAGCUCAAAUCGAAGCAGUACUGAAUUCGAGACCUUUAACCCAGUUGAGUAGCGAUCCGUCAGAUUUUAGAGCACUUACACCAGGGCACUUUUUGGUACAACGUCCGAUGACAGCACUUCCGGAUCGUGAUCUUACUAAUGUCAACACAAAUCGACUAACCAUGUGGCAAAGAGCUCAACAGCUAACACAACAAUUCUGGAAAAAGUGGAACACGCAAUACUUGUCGGAUCUUCAGAAUCGUACAAAGUGGUCAAAGGAACAGCAGAACCUAGACAUCGGAAUGAUGGUCUUACUCAAAGAAGAGAAUUGUCCACCUCAGAGAUGGCCAUUGGGUCGUAUUGAAAACGUAGUCAGAGGGCAAGAUGGUAAAGUAAGAGUAGUUUCAGUUCGAACUCAAAAUGGCACGUACGACCGAGGCAUUAGUAAAAUUUGCCUACUUCCCAUCCGCGACAACAAUAAUGUCGACAACACGAGUCAAUAUCAACCUCUGGUCGAAGGUCGACAGGUUGAUUGUUUGUUACACAGUGAAGAUAACCCCUGGUCGAAGGUCGACGGGUUAGCGUUGGUCAUCAUUACGAGCAUUUUGGUCCAUGCAUAUUUUGUCAAGCACACGUAUCAACCUCUGGUCGAAUUUCGACAGGUUGGUGUGGUUCACAUCGGUGUAACACAAGGCCUGUGUCAACCUCCGGUCGAUAGUCGACAGGUUGGCACACCGCAAAUCAUCGCUAAAAGUCAGCCUCUGGUCGGAUGUCGACAGGCUGUAAAAAUCGUUCGAAAGCACCCACUGUAUGCUCCAACCAACGCUUAA
Messenger RNA from Uranotaenia lowii, 5898 nucleotides. RefSeq lists its product as uncharacterized. Gene Ontology annotation, biological process: DNA integration. The transcript has 2 exons. The record is from RefSeq and is a predicted model, not a curated record. Gene Ontology annotation, molecular function: nucleic acid binding. The coding region runs from base 1 to 5898 and encodes 1965 amino acids. Lineage: Eukaryota; Metazoa; Arthropoda; Insecta; Diptera; Culicidae.